AUACGUUACGCUGAUAAUUUUGUGUUAGUAUUGAUUUAAACUAGCGACAUUCUGCUGUGGUGAUUUUACACUGAAAUGAAACAUCACUUUCUCGAAAUAUUAGUUUUCACUUCCGGGCCGGAGUUGACUCCUCUGUUGCUGUCGUCUUUUUCCUCUCUACUCCCCCCAGUUCGUGAAUCAUAUUAGCACAAAGUUUGCUUUUGUACACGACGACGUUGCAGCAUUUGACCGCCGAGCAGCCGACAUGGUGUUUAAAGUGACUGUCAACAGUGCCUGGAGGGCAACGAGGACGCUGUGGCUGCUCAUGCUAGUGAGCCUGUCUGUCAGCAUCUGUGUGUGUCGAGCAUCUCUAACUCCGGAGGAGGAGGACAGUGCCAUGGAGAACAUCGUUACGGAGAAAAAGGCUGAGGAGAGCCACAGGCAGGACAGCGCGGACCUGCUCAUCUUCAUCAUGCUCCUCACCCUCACCAUCCUGACCAUCUGGUUGUUCAAACACAGGCGGUUCAGGUUCCUGCACGAAACUGGACUGGCGAUGAUUUAUGGUGUACUCGUUGGCGUGGUCUUGCGAUAUGGCAUCCAUGUUCCUCGGGACAUUAGCAACGUCACGAUGAGCUGCCACGUUAAUGCCAGCCCCGCCACGCUGCUGGUCAACGUCAGUGGCAAAUUCUACGAGUACACUCUGAAAGGAGAGAUCAGUGCCAACGAGGUGAACGACGUGCAGGAUAAUGAGAUGCUGCGAAAGGUGACCUUUGACCCUGAAGUGUUCUUCAACAUUCUCCUACCACCUAUCAUCUUCCACGCUGGCUACAGUUUGAAAAGGAGACACUUUUUCCGCAACAUGGGCUCCAUCCUGGCGUAUGCCUUCCUGGGGACAGUUAUUUCCUGUUUUGUUAUCGGGUUGCUGAUGUACGGCUGUGUGAUGCUAAUGAAGCAGGUGGAACAGCUGGGUGGAGACUUCUUCUUCACCGAUUGUCUGUUCUUUGGGGCCAUUGUCUCCGCCACAGACCCCGUGACGGUCCUGGCUAUCUUCAACGAGCUCCAGGUCGACGUGGAUCUGUACGCUUUGCUGUUUGGAGAGAGUGUGCUCAACGACGCAGUGGCCGUGGUUCUGUCCUCGUCUAUAGUAGCGUACCAGCCACAAGGGGACAACAGUCACACCUUUGAGGUCAUGGCCAUGCUUAAGUCUUUUGGGAUUUUCCUCGGAGUUUUCAGCGGCUCCUUCGCUCUGGGGGUGGCCACAGGAGUCGUCACUGCUCUCGUGACUAAGUUCACUAAGCUGAGAGAUUUUCAGCUGUUGGAGACUGCUCUGUUCUUCCUCAUGUCGUGGAGCACAUUCCUGCUGGCUGAGGCCUGUGGCUUCACAGGUGUGGUCGCGGUGCUUUUCUGUGGAAUCACUCAGGCCCACUACACCUUCAACAACCUGUCCCCCGAGUCCCAGGACAGGACCAAACAGCUGUUUGAGCUGCUAAAUUUCCUGGCAGAGAACUUUAUCUUCUCCUACAUGGGUCUGACCCUGUUCACCUUCCAGAGCCACAUCUUCAAUCCCAUGUUCAUCGUCGGAGCUUUUGUGGCAGUGUUCCUGGGAAGAGCUGCGAACAUCUACCCUCUCUCAUUUCUUCUUAAUCUGGGCCGACGCAACAAGAUCAGAUCCAACUUCCAGCACAUGAUGAUGUUUGCAGGACUGCGAGGUGCGAUGACCUUCGCCCUGUCAAUCAGGGACACGGCGACAUACGCCCGUCAGAUGAUGUUUAGCACCACUCUGCUUGUGGUCUUCUUCACUGUUUGGAUUUGUGGAGGAGGCACCACCCAGAUGCUGUCCUGCCAGCGCAUACGAGUGGGCGUGGACUCGGAUCAAGAUAACUCAAUGAGUGUCGCUGAAGGCUCCGAGAGAAGAAGCACCAAACAGGAAAGUGCCUGGCUUUUCAGGAUUUGGUACAACUUUGACCACAACUACCUGAAGCCCAUCCUGACUCACAGUGGCCCCCCUCUCACAGCCACGCUGCCUCCCUGUUGCGGCCCCCUCGCCCGCUUCCUCACCAGCCCGCAGGCCUAUGAGAAUGAGUGCCAGCUGAAGGAUGACGACUCCGACCUCAUCCUGACAGAUGGCGAUAUCAACCUCACCUACGGCGACAUCACAGUCAGCACAGACGCCUCAGGUUCCCACAUGAGCGGCGGCCCAGCCUUUGCUGGAGGCGCCACCUCUGAUGACUUGGACAGAGAGUUAACAUAUGGAGAUCACGAGCUGGUGAUGAGGGGCACGCGCCUGGUGCUGCCCAUGGAUGACUCUGAGCCGCCCUUUACAGACCCCCCGCAGCGCUUGCGGAUGUGAAGAUAGUCUCUCAACGCAGACCCAGACAUACCGUCCGACUCACACUGACCCGAGCCAUCGAGCAAAAGACCAGUACCUGACACUCCUUCCUUCACUCCUCCACUUCAUUCCUCUUGCUUUUUUUCCAACACAUCUCUUCACAGUUAUAUUUUCUCACGUCCUCUAGUGGCAAAUCACUGUCUCUACCUCAUUCUCACUCUGCUCGUUUCCACACCUCUCUGGCAUCUGCCAUAAUUGUAAUAUAGUCUUAUUUAUUUGCAAGUUUUUUUUUCGGUAUUCAAUCAAAAGUCAGUUUCUCUUAGUUUGGCUUAAAGCUGUGUGUCAGUCACCUUACUGUAGCAUUGCACAGAGGUCUAGCAGCAUGUGUUAGUGUGUAAAUGCAAGUACAAACCACUAGCUAAUUUGUCGAUGUACAGUAUAUCACAAGAGUACUAUAACUUUGAUAUGCAUGCUGAGGAUGCUUGUUGUUUUCUUCGUAUGGGAGGUCGAGGGCUUUCGUUGUUUGGGUCUGACCUUGAAUGUUGCUGCCUUCUCUCUGCGCAUCAGAGGCAUGCUGACCCAGUGGACAACUUUACUGUACAUUUUGUUACAAUCAAGUGCCUGGGAAUUGUAGUUUUAAACCUGGCGACCUAUGCUGGACCAGCUCUCGGACGCAGAGCCAGUUUCAGGAUGGGCAGUCACGCAGUUGUAGUUUUCCUUUGUAAAAAAGAAAAAAACACAAAAAACUAAACAGACACCUCUGUCCAUAAGGUAGCAAUAUACUCAGUGGGUGUUUGGGCUGUCAGUCUGUGCUAUUCGCCUGUAAAUAGUGUGUAACGAUGUGAUGCCACUGAUGCAGUGCAACCUGGCAGUGAAAGUUGCGGAUCUCUCCCAAUGACCUUUGACUGUGACAUAGAGAGGGACUUUACACCUUAUUUUAGAAGCUGAUGUCGCUCACAGCAGAACGAAAGGGCUGUUGUUCCAAAAACGAGAUCCAAACCAGUUUUGACGGAGGAAGAUUAGUGCCAUUUCUGUCCUGCAUUUUGACAUUUUGUGAAAACCGAAUGCAGACGACCUUAAAGUGUUUUGUAUUAUUUUUGCAAGAGAGCUUAAGGACUUUAAACUGAGUCACAUUUGUCAUACACAUAGAGCUUUGUGCAAACAUUUUCUAUUACAAAUCGUGCAUUAACGACGAGACUUUGAACAAAAUUUUCUCAUUGAAUGAACCUGAAAAACGCAUAUAGACACAUGAAUUUGACACUAAAGGAACUUAGUACCAUAUUAUUGGUAAGCACACAUUUUGUGAGUAUAAUUUCGACAAAUCAGAUAGUUGAUUUUCUCUAUAUGGUUCCAUCAGGGCUGCAACCAGUUGUUAUUGUAUUAUCAACUAAUAUGCUGUCUAUUUUUUGUGUAAUUGAUGAAUUAUAUGAUCUAUAAAGUGUAAAAUGCAUAAUUUUCCCAAGCUUAAGUUGACAUAUUUAAGUGUCACAAAGAUAGUCGCUUGAGAGAAACUUAAUUUGAGCUGGACGCGGUGAAUGUGAUAAAAACAUUACUUAAACAAUCAGUUAUCAAAAUAUUUGUUUGUGGAUUGACUAAAGGAUCAAUCGACUGAUUGUUGUAGCCCUAGAUUUUACACAGAGGUCAUUAAAAUCAGUGAACAAGACGGGAGCAGCUGCAUGAUGAUUAUUCUAAUCAAUCCAUCCAUGAUACAAAGAGAUAUUUACGCUGGUACUGUGGCAGUUCAUCAUUAUGAGAACUUCCUGAAUAGAACAAAAGUUGUUGACAUGCUGGACGUUUUUCUCGGCUGUACACAAUAGUGUCCUUGAGGGUCGAUAGUCUGACAGUUAAACAGGAGCAUUAUUUCUGUAUAUAACAGCAUUAAGAUUCAUUAGGUCAUUGAAUACUAUUAAAAGAGCACCCGGCGAUGAGUGUUACAUUUCACUCGUGUCAGUCUGGGUGCACAAGAAGAACGGAAGAGCUUCGUGAGCUCCUUCUGUGCCGUGUUGUUAAUGCAGGUCUAACAGGAAGUGUUGAUAGGGCGUCACCGUGGCAACACUGUGUUGAUGUGGGCCGAAGCCAAGCAACACUCCGAACAUGGUGACUCAGUUGAACACAACGGUUUUUGUAGUUCGUCCUCUUGGUGAGCUCGAAAAAAAAAAAUUGGGUCCAUGCUAAGUGGAUGCAAGAGGAUGAUGAUCGGGUUACAGAAGAGAGUGAAAGAAAUAGAUUAUAAAAGAGAGAUGUGGAGGAAGGAAUAUUUCACCCACAUAAAGACCCUUUGUGUGAGUCAUGCUGUGUGACCGUGAAUUUGUGAAGAAAAUUUACAAAUUUAUUGAUUGGCUGGGGAUCACGUCUAACAGCGAAACUAUAUCAAGACAUCCAUUUACAAACUCUCAUGCAACUUGUGCAGUAUAAUCCAAGUCUCAUUUAUCCAGUCUUAUGCUCAGUGCUUCCCAAUCACAUGCAUUUUCACUAAAUCCUCACUAUUAAAAACUGAACUGACACUUCUCUAUGCUCUCUUCAAAGCCAGACUCCAUUGAUGAAAGCAGUAAUUUUACCUCGCUGUACACAGGAGCUCCUGGUCUGUCGCUGCCUUAAUCAGCUAGUUUGUUUGUGUUAUUGUGUGACUUUGGUGAAUCUAAACUAACCUUUUAAAACACCAAAAUUACACCAAAUCAAAAACAAACCACUGAUCGGGGCAGUGGUUGACUAGCAGCAACUAGUAUUCAGCAAGGUAAGAAUUACAGUUUUUGUUAAUGGAGUCUGGCUUUGAAGAGAGCAUUGGUAAGUUUAAUUUUUAGUUUAGUUCACCGUUGGAAAGGGCCGUCUGUUAAGGGGAGUACUGAGCAUACAGUUGGGUAAAUGAGACUUGGAUUGUACUGCAUGAGUUAGAGAGAGAUUGUAAACUGAUGUAUAAUCCAAGUCUCAUUUAUCCAAAUGUAUGCUCAGUUCUUCCCAAAUACAUGCAAUUUUGCUUAUAAACCUUACAGUGCAGUGGUUCCCAACUGGUGGGUCCUGGUCCAAAAGUGGGUUGCGGGUCCAUUCUGAAUGGACAGCAUGUGACUUGCAAACGUGUCUAGUUUGUAAAAAACAUUCUUUAUUUUUAAGGUACAGUAAAUUUCCAGCACAGAGCUGCAUUUUUAAGUGCUGUUUCCUGCUGUAGAGUGAGUGACUAACGGACAGCUACUUGACAGACACAGCAAACUAGCUCAACGACAUGGAUGUGUUAAACUGUGUGUAUCUUGAAGUAAUGACUAAGGAGAAAACUAAACCAGUUGGAAACCACUGCCUUAGUAUUUUAGUAGUUUUCUUUAGCAAAAAUGCAUGUGUUUGAUAAGUACUGAGCAUAUGACUGGAUAAAUUAGACUUUGAUGAUAUUGCAGGAGUUGUGUUGGAGUUUGUAAGUGGAUGUUUUUGUUGUGUUGUUAAACGUGGUCCCCAAUAAAUCAGUAUGUUUGCCAUUUUCUGUGGAGACAUGCAAGAAAAACAGAGUUCUCCGCACAAAUUUAAAGUAACACGGCAUCACCGAGUGAUUUGUGGUCAUUUCUUUGGGUGGAAUGUUCCUUUAAAGGCCUGUUUGUGUGUGUGUUUCUGUGGUGAUACAGAGGUAGAAGGAAGAGCAGGCUUUCAGAUAUCGCUUUUCCUUACUGCAGUUAUCUUCUGCUGUGCAGGAACUUCUAAUUCAAAGUGUGCACAUUUUUUUUUAAUCAGGCAUGCCUCUUGACACCACAUUUUCCAGGUUAUGAUUCUUUCUGUCAUUUUGUACUUUUCAUUUGUGCUGUUAUUGCAUUUUAUUUUGUGGAAGGGAAAAGAUGAAGUAACAAAAAAAAAAAAAAGCUGAAUAAUUUGCACUCCUCCAUUACAAAUGUUUUAUUGUUUUGCUCUGAUGUUUUAUCUAACAGCUGCUUUUAUAUUAUUUACCUUUAUGUUUUUUGGAAGGACGUGGAAAAAAAAGAGCAGAUUCAUGUCGGUGUAAUGAAUCUCGAAUGAAUGUUCAGUAAGAGUUACGUUGAUGUUUCUUUGUAAAGAGUUAAUUCCACAUCACAGUGGCAGCCGAGAUGGUUAGAAGUCUUUUCAUACUGCUGUUUCAUCUCAUCACUUCACCAUUCAGGUACUUUGCGUGUAUGUUUGAAUGCUGCUGCCAUGACAGAGCAUGAAUCAUUCAUCUUCCGCUGACGGUGGAGGAACAAAGAAAAAAAAAAAAGAAAAAUAUAUACAAGCAGAAUUGUGUGCCACUGUUCUUCAACUGACACAUUAAAUAAUGUGAAAUCUGCAAAAAGCUGAUAUAGGUUUUGGUGUUUGCCUACUGCUCUGCCAGCGUGUGUUCUCUCUCUGUUCUCUGAAUGGUGACUUGUGAUAGGCUUUGAUCAUUGGAAAUCCUGUCUGAAGUAGCUGACCAAAGAGGCCUGCUGUGCUUUGUGUUUCCAGACAGUCCACUCUAUCUUUAAACUGCAAAUUCUCUCUGUGUGUGAGUGUGUGUACGUGUGUGUGUGUGUGUGUGUGUGUGUGUGUGUGUGUGUGUACGAGAGAGACGUGGAGACGUUAUGUUCUCUCCGCCUCUUCUUCUGUGUUGCAGGUACCGACUGUUUACAUCUGUGUAAAUAUACUCUCACCUGUUCAUGUGCGUGCAACGGUCAAUAAACAGAAGCCUGUGCUUUUGAUUAAAGCCCUCGCUCUAAUGGCGUCCUCAUUUACCCCGUUUCCCCCUUUAUUGGGCGUUUGGGUCGUGUAAGAAUGCAGCUGCCGAGCUCCAGAGAUUAUCCCAUCUCACAAGAAAUAUGAAAGAAGAUUAGUGCCAGAAGUGAUUUCAUUCGAGUUGCAUAAAUCCCGGAUUUUCACAUUAUGCU
This is a messenger RNA of Epinephelus moara (kelp grouper), 7155 nucleotides long. It is a transcript of the gene slc9a6a, whose product is annotated as solute carrier family 9 member A6a. Bases 245 to 2329 code for a protein of 694 amino acids. Gene Ontology annotation, biological process: regulation of pH; proton transmembrane transport; sodium ion transport. The transcript has 16 exons. NCBI's taxonomy places the organism in Eukaryota, Metazoa, Chordata, Actinopteri, Perciformes, Serranidae. The record is from RefSeq and is a predicted model, not a curated record. Gene Ontology annotation, molecular function: sodium:proton antiporter activity. Gene Ontology annotation, cellular component: membrane; recycling endosome.